Messenger RNA from Lactuca saligna, 438 nucleotides. The record is from the annotation of a GenBank genome assembly. Lineage: Eukaryota; Viridiplantae; Streptophyta; Magnoliopsida; Asterales; Asteraceae.
AUGAAAGCCCCGUUGAAGAUCUCAUUCAAGAAUCAUUUCAAGAGCCGAAAGUCCAACCACAAGCACAAGAAAAAAGGAAAAGGGAGGGCUCCAUGUCAGGGGUGGACGGGUGAUGAAGAGAGGCCACUCGCUCAAUCAUGGCUAGAUGUGUCGGAGGACCGGAUCCACGACGACGAUCAAGACUCAAAAACUUACAAAGAAAAAGUUUGGCGUAACUAUUGUAAAUGCAUGAAAAAGAAUACCCGCAACCCCAAAUCAUUUUACUCUAAGUGGAGGACCACCAAUCGAGCCACAAUGGAGUUCAACGGCAUCUAUAUGAAUGCCAUCGAAAACCUCCAUAGCGGUGCAACUGAGUUGGAUGUCAUGGCUAAAGUUCGAAAGAUUUGCAAGGCAAAAGUUGGAAAAGCUUUUGCCAAUGAGUCAUUUGGGAAGUUGUGA